AGGGAUACGUGAAUCAAACUUGUAAUAAUAAUGAUGUUAUCGAUAUCAACACUUGUUUACUCGUUCGGUGGCUUGAAGAAAUUAGUCUCAGUAACACUUCGGCUCCUGUGACAAUCACACAUAAAUAUUAAUAAAUACAUUUUAGUCCUUUCCUUACCAAUGCAGUUGCGCUGUAAAUGCAACAAACUCUUUGAAUUCUUUAUUUGACAAAAGCUACAAGCUAAAUAUAUUUUUGGAUCGUGACGUGAUCACCAAAAAUUUUAUCUAGUCGAAGAUCUAAUUAUAUAUUAAUAUAUAUUAAAUGGCCAACAUGUUAAUAAGGACUAGACAAGUGCGUAAAUGUAGAGUUGCAAUAAUUAUAAGAGUGGUUCUGUUCUUUGGUUUGCCGUCCUGUUAUUUGCUGGCUCGCAAUGUCACGGGCACUUCACCAGAACUUUCCAUUAAACAAUUCAGCGUAACUUCAGGGUCCAUCAGCAGCUACUCGUCCCGCCACUUGCUGGCGGUGGCCGAACCGCAAAAGAACUGCACGCCCGCUGCCAUUUUGGAGUUCCCAUCAGACGGGUUCACUCGACCUCAAAGGCAACAUGGUUUUAUAGCAAUACAUUGUGUUCUGGCGAUCUAUUGCUUUCUCCUGCUGGGUGCGGUGUGUGAACAAUACUUCGUGCCAGCGAUCGAGAUCAUAUGCGAACGACUGGAGAUGGAAGAGGACGUGGCCGGCGCGACAUUCAUGGCGGCGGCCAGUUCCAGCCCCGAGCUGUUCAUCAACUGCGUGGGCACGUUCGUUACCGAGGGCGACCUGGGCGUGGGCGCUGUCGUCGGCUCCGCCGUGUUCAACGUGCUCGCGGUGCCCGCUUGUUGCGGCUUUAUCGCCGGGAAGGCUGUCGAGCUGGACUGGUGGUCCGUAUCCCGCGACUGCCUCAUGUACGCCGUGGCUGUGGUGGCGCUCAUCCUCACGCUCCUCGACAACAAGGUGCUCUGGUACGAGGCGCUGAUGCUCGUGCUCAUGUACACUCUUUACAUACUAGCUAUGGCAUUCAACGGGCGUUUGGGAUCCUUCGUGAGAAGUGGAUGUUGCUAUUUGAAUAAGCCUAAAAUGUAUAGUGAAAUAACCCCUCUUCUUGCUAAAGGUGCAGAGAAAAGCUAUUCAGUAGUUACAGACAACAAUAACAACAACAACGCGUUUAAUAAAAUAAAUCAUCGUCUCGACUUGGAAAACGGUAUAGAAAUGGCAAGAAGGCACAAUUCGAGUGACUCAGAGUCGAACUCCAGUGCCAUAUGGCCGUGGCCAGGGGAGAAAUCAUCGAGGUGGCACAAGGCGUUGUGGGUGUUGACGUGGCCCAUCAGCCUGCUGCUGUGGCUGAGCGUGCCCGACUGCCGCCGCCGCCGCUCUCUCUAUCCGCUCACCUUCCUCAUGUGCAUCGCAUGGAUCGGCGGAGUCUCUUAUAUAGUAGCUUGGAUCAUCACUAUUAUAGGUGACACUCUCGAUGUUCCCGACAGCAUCACCGGGCUGACGAUCCUAGCCGCGGGCACCAGCCUCCCCGAAGCCGUGUCCAGCGUGCUCGUAACCAAACAAGGGCACGGCACCAUGGGUAUAAGCAACACGAUCGGCUCGAACACGUUCGACAUCCUUCUGUGUUUGGGGUUGCCGUGGCUCGUGAAGUCGCUAUUCUACCCAGCUUCACCAAAAAAUCACUGGGUGGCAAUAAACUCUAGCGGUUUGUCGUACAGCGCCAUCUCGCUGCUGUCCACGCUGUUCGCCCUGUACGGGUCGCUGGCGCUGAACAAGUUCCGGCUGGACUGCAAGGUCGGCGUGGCCUGCGCGGCGCUCUACCUCGGCUACCUGGUGCUCGCUGCGCUCAUCGAGCUCAACGUCUUCUUCCCAGUCAACCUACCCGUCUGCCUGCAUUGAACAAAAGUUCCUGUCUUCUCCAUUCUUUAAAACUCCUCGUAAGGUAGAUAAGUACUCGACGCACUUUUCCGAAAAUACUUAGGCAAAAUUAAACUGCUUCCGAAAUAUUUGCUAUUUAUUUAAACGAUUAUUCAAGAUGUCGUAAAAUGUAAUUGUAAUGUAAAAUUUCCCCCUCUUUUAUUCAUCUGUUUCAUGCAGAGACCGAAUAACCGGUAUCGGUACACCUCUUUUUAUUUUAUUAUAAGAUUUUACAAAUAUCAUUUUAGAAAUCAAAUAAGAUGCUAAUAGGGUGACUGCUAUAGUUAUUGGCAACUAGAGAGGCUUUAUUGGCUUGUUUCUUACUGAUUUGUUAGGUGUGGCAAAUUACUUUGUAGUGGCCACAAUAACUAUAGCAGUCACCCUAUAACUAAUAUAAAAUAAUAUAUAUAGACAAACAGACAAGACUGUUAUCUGUUAAAUGCGACGUUAUUUUAUAGUUGCUAUUGAUUGUUGCUGUUGAAGUUACUAUUUCUAACACUAGAGGGAGUGAAUGUGGAUAAAUUAUAUGCAUCAAGUAUUUAUAGGAUUCUGGUAACCACAAUAGACAAUUUCUUGUAAACCAAAUGAAUUUUGGAAAUUUUUCUUAUAACAUACAAUUAUCCAACUAAAUAAAUCGAUUGAAAUAUUAAUGGAAAUCAUAUCGAAGCAUUAUCCAAUAAGCUGAACCAUAGAGUAACUGAUACUAAAGCGUUACUGUCAUAGUAAAUUUUGUAACCCCAGUAAAUUCACUGCCAUCUGUCGACAUACUUUAAAACUAAAAAUGAAGAUUUAUAAAAAUACGAUAGAAUGUAUUUAAAUAUAGAUAAAUGAUUUUUUUUAUUUGCAUUAAUUAUUUUUAUGAUUUUGACCCAUGUUCUGUCACUGAUAUGCGUUAAAAUUGUUAAAUAACAAACGAAACCGUCAACGCCAUCUAUACGACUGUAGGCCAAAACUAGUAGCGCCCUCUGAACGAGAAUCAAAUUUUCUUGAUUUUCGAGGCACGUUUUUUCCAUCUAUUACGGAGUUAUAUCUAUCUUUGGCUGAACGAAUACAGAGACUUACCUACCUAUUUAUUAUCUUAUUACUUUUCAUAAAACUUGUUUGUAAAUGGCGUUAUACCGAGCAUAAUAAUUUAUAUUGGGAAAACACCAUUUACGAGCAAUAUCUGAUUCCAAGGUAGUCACGUUUUUUUCUAAUGACAAGAAAGUCAUGCUGUCUGAAGAGGUUAUAAGUCGAAUAUUUUUUGUAAAUCAAGCUAAAUAGUUGGAAUGUUAACAAUAUGUUAAUAAGUUCAACAAUAUGGCGGACGUUUUUAUAUGUAUAUAUUAUAAUCAACACUUUGUUAUAGCUAUUAAUUUCCUUGCAAGCGUGAUGAAAGAUGUCGUGUGUGACAAUAUAUGGGCAACUUUUAAAUUGUUAUUGAAAACUACAAAAUUUCAGUCCUGAAACCCAUUUGACCUUUCAUUAAUAGUAUUAGCCAUACCAAAGAGAAUUAUAUCUCUCUAUUGUAAUAGAGAGGUAAACACUAUGAAAAAACGUGCCCCCUUAGUUUGACAUCCAAACUAGAUGGCGCUAUACUGCGUCAUAUGUUUUGUUUUGCGGUCACUAAAUUGUCAAACGUCAACUUUUGACAAUCAGAGUUACCGCAAAAUGUAUGGAGCUGUACAGCGCCAUCUCGUUUACCUGUCAAAUUCAAAGCACGAAAUUGUCUUAGAUUUUACGCAUCUUACUCAAUCAAUGUAUCUUUGGCAUACCCUUAUGUUUACUUACUUAUUUAGUAUUAGGGUUAUUAUUUACAGAUAAGGAAUUUAAGAUUUCAAUAAAAAUAAGACAAACAA
Molecule: messenger RNA, 3765 nt
Organism: Cydia strobilella
Lineage: Eukaryota; Metazoa; Arthropoda; Insecta; Lepidoptera; Tortricidae
Product: sodium/potassium/calcium exchanger 3-like
Exons: 11
Coding region: 302-1909 (535 amino acids)
Biological process (GO): intracellular calcium ion homeostasis; calcium ion transmembrane transport
Cellular component (GO): plasma membrane
Molecular function (GO): calcium channel activity; calcium, potassium:sodium antiporter activity
Source: RefSeq, a predicted model, not a curated record